Molecule: messenger RNA, 1905 nt
Organism: Diorhabda carinulata
Lineage: Eukaryota; Metazoa; Arthropoda; Insecta; Coleoptera; Chrysomelidae
Exons: 1
Coding region: 1-1905 (634 amino acids)
Biological process (GO): proteolysis
Molecular function (GO): aspartic-type endopeptidase activity
Source: RefSeq, a predicted model, not a curated record
AUGGAACGUUUGUGCGCGGAACGAGCGCAACUUAGAAGAUUCUUCACGAUUGCCGCGAAUGGUUGUGAAGAAACCUUUGGAAAACCUGAGGCAACCGUCGAGGAGGUAACUGUUGCUUUUAUUAAGCUUACCGACAAGGCUGAUAGGCUUUUUCUUCUCGAUGAUAAAGUAAAAGAAAUUAUGUUCGAGUCAUUGGAUCAGGUCAAAGAAGAAGAUUUAGGUAAGGAGUUUGAAACUGUGGAGAAGUGCAGGGACACCUGGCUAACUUUGAGUGCUAGAAAGAAUGAGUUACUGGAAAAAGUCAAGGCCAACACAGCGUGUCCUACCGAAGUUUCUGCUGCUGCUCCUAGUGAUAACCUCACCCUCAAAUUACCUAAGUUGGAUCUCCCAAAAUUCGACAUCACGCCUAAAACAUGGAUCAGUUUUUGGGCAUAUUUCAAGAAAAUCCAUGAAAGAGAGGACCUGCCUUCUGAGGAUAAGUUCUUGAUUUUGUUGCGUAUUGCCAAGGAUGGUACCCAAGCAAAGGAACUGUUGAGUAGCUAUCCUGCAUCGGGGGCCAAUUAUCCGAAGGCUUUUGGCCAACUGAAAAACUGUUUUGGCCGUGAUGAAUUGCUGAUUGAGUUGUAUGUUAGGGAGCUUCUCUCAUUGGUCUUGGUACAGGCAUCGGGCAAAGUUUCUUUGACUCUCGCACAGCUUCAUGACAAGCUAGAAACCCAGCUAAUGGCCUUGGAGAGUUUGGGAGUUACAUCAGAAAAAUACGCGUGCAUGCUCGCGCCUUUAAUUGAAUCCGCACUUCCUGAGUCAAUUUUGCGAGAUUUUCUGAAGAGAGAGGUUGAAAGCGAGGAGCGGUUUCUGCUAGCUAGGAGCACGUUUUCUGUCCCCAGCGCUGCACCAAAGAGCAGUGCUGGGAAUGUCAAGUCCUCGACUGGAAAGUACACCACAGCUGCUGACCUAGUUGGUAUUGAGUCCACUGAAGGCACUGAAGAUGUCAGUUGCAUUUUUUGCAAAAAUUCUCACAAUACCGAAUUGUGUUCAGAGGCGAGGGACAAGAGCAAAGAGGAGAAAAUUAAGCUCCUCAAAGCUAAAAACCGCUGUUUUAAGUGUCUGAAAAAAUUCCACGGGAAACGGCCUUGUAAGGAAAAGCUGUGUUGCCCAAUUUCUCGUAACCGGAAUUCAACGUCUAUUGAAAUUAGUAAGGCAACGAAGAAAGAAAACGAUGUAGAGCACAACUAUGCUAGUAUCCAGAGUGCACCAGUUUUGAUGCAAACGUUGAGGGUUCGUUUGAAAGGAGAAAAUCCUGUCACCACCAGGUUGUUGAUUGACACAGGUUCUCAAAGAAGUUAUAUAACUCAAGCGCUGGCUACCAGAAUGCGCUAUGAGCCGAUCCGCUCUGAGAACUUGGUUCAUGCAUUGUUUGGUGGGAGCAAGACUGAACCCAAGACGCAUCAAUGCUAUAAGAUCCGUCUGCAAAGUUUGAUGAGUGCGUUUUCCUGCAACUUUGAAGUUCUUGACUCGGAACAGAUUUGUCACGCCAUUCCCUCCAUUCCUAAAGGUCUAUGGGUAUCUGAACUUCGCGAGAAGAAAAUCGAGUUGACUGACGACAGAGAGGGCCCAAUUGGCAUUCUUGUUGGAGCGGACGUCGCGGGAAAGCUACUCACCGGGAGGCGCGAGGUAUUAAGCUGUGGUUUGGUUGCUAUCGAAACUAGCCUAGGUUGGACCAUAAUGGGCCGCGUUAAGGACGCUGAGACAAGUUGUAUGGUUAACAUCAGUUUGCGCUGCGCCCAGGAGUUCGACCCUUCUGAUAUGUGGAGGUUGGAUGUGUUGGGCAUCGAGGACCCCGCUUUGGUUAGUACCAAAGAAAGGGGCAAAAACGGUUGUGCGUCGGCACUUCUUGGAAACAGUUAA